AUGGAGAGCCCCAGUUCCGUUGUUCAACUACCUCAGGACUCUUCCUACAUACCCGAAUGCUUAGGCUGGUAUGGGGCCGGGGUCCUCAUCACCAUAUUACGAUACGCUACUCGAUUGCGGACUGUUGGUCUCGCCGGAUUUCGUGGCGACGACUACUUAGCAUUUCUUUAUCUCAUUUUGUACACGGCAUGCAUCAUCAUCGUCUACGUCACUUACUAUACAGGCGCCAGCCUCAAUGUCGACCCGGCCAAGGUUGAUUUGUUGACCGACAACGACAUUCGAAUAUUGGUGAAGGGGUCUCAAAUUGAAUAUGCUUCGUUCUUCAUAUACACAGGAUGCAUAUGGACGUUGAAGUUCUCUGUACUCUACUUCUACAACCGAAUCACGCUCGGAGUGCUCAGGAGGAAAACCGUCACCUUUCUGUGGUGGUUCUGUAGCGCCUCCUACCUUGCAGUCUGUCUCAUGGCACUCUCUUCUUGUUAUCCAAUAUCGCGAAACUGGCAAGUCAGGCCGCUUCCAAGCGAGAAUUGUACAUACAGACCCCAAAAUUUUGUGGUCCUUUCGAUAUUCAACGUCAUGAGUGAUGCAGCGCUCAUGUCCAUUCCGCUCCCGAUCCUCCGGCACCUCCGCGUAUCGAAACGCCGCAAAGCAGGGAUCUCGGUCUUGUUGUCAUCGGGCGUGUUCGUCAUAUCGACGGCCAUAGUCAGAGUCACUCUGACCCUCGUCGGAGAACCGACCGUCAUCACGAUCAAUCUCUGGGGGUUUCGCGAAUUGGGCGUUGGGCUUAUCGCCGUAACUGCCCCUAUCAUAUACCCAAUGUUUACACCUGAAUUCUGGCGACCGGGACCCUACGUCCGCGAGAACCGACGACCUAUAAUACAACCUUCCAUUCAUAUACCCACCGGCAGCUUCAAGGAUCACGACAUAGAGCUCCAACUGGCGGACGAGCGGACGCAAAUGAUGAGAUACACAGAUGCGAGUUGA
Neoarthrinium moseri is the source of this 984-nucleotide messenger RNA. RefSeq lists its product as uncharacterized. Bases 1 to 984 code for a protein of 327 amino acids. Lineage: Eukaryota; Fungi; Ascomycota; Sordariomycetes; Amphisphaeriales; Apiosporaceae. The record is from RefSeq and is a predicted model, not a curated record. The transcript has 5 exons.